GCCGUUAAGGUGCUCGGUUCUUCCGAGGAAGCUAAGGCCGCGUUGGGGUGAGGCCCUCACUUCAUCCGACGACUAGCACCGCGCCCGGCAGCCGCCAGCCCAGGACUCCUGCGCCAUGGCCUCCAUCUCCGAGCUCGCCUGCAUCUACUCGGCCCUUAUCCUGCACGACGACGAGGUGACCGUCACGGAGGACAAGAUCAACGCCCUCAUUAAGGCCCCCGGCGUCAACGUGGAGCCCUUCUGGCCCGGCCUGUUUGCCAAGGCCCUGGCCAACGUCAACAUUGGGAGCCUCAUCUGUAAUGUAGGGGCUGGUGGCCCUGCCCCAGCUGCUGGUGCCGCACCUGCCUGAGGACCUGCACCCUCCACCGCUGCUGCCCCAGCUGAGGAGAAGAAAGUGGAAGCCAAGAAGGAAGAGUCUGAAGAAUCUGACUAUGACAUGGGCUUUGGUCUUUUUGACUAAACCCUCUUUUGUGAUGUGCUCAAUAAACCAGACUGAAC
Molecule: messenger RNA, 498 nt
Organism: Echinops telfairi (small Madagascar hedgehog)
Lineage: Eukaryota; Metazoa; Chordata; Mammalia; Afrosoricida; Tenrecidae
Product: 60S acidic ribosomal protein P1
Exons: 1
Coding region: 116-349 (77 amino acids)
Biological process (GO): cytoplasmic translation
Cellular component (GO): cytosolic large ribosomal subunit
Molecular function (GO): protein kinase activator activity; ribonucleoprotein complex binding; structural constituent of ribosome
Source: RefSeq, a predicted model, not a curated record